Messenger RNA from Mastomys coucha (southern multimammate mouse), 8492 nucleotides. RefSeq names its product calcium voltage-gated channel subunit alpha1 I (gene Cacna1i). Gene Ontology annotation, cellular component: neuron projection; voltage-gated sodium channel complex; voltage-gated calcium channel complex. The transcript is spliced from 37 exons. Gene Ontology annotation, biological process: positive regulation of calcium ion-dependent exocytosis; membrane depolarization during action potential; sodium ion transmembrane transport. The coding region runs from base 235 to 6894 and encodes 2219 amino acids. Gene Ontology annotation, molecular function: voltage-gated sodium channel activity; low voltage-gated calcium channel activity. The record is from RefSeq and is a predicted model, not a curated record. NCBI's taxonomy places the organism in Eukaryota, Metazoa, Chordata, Mammalia, Rodentia, Muridae.
GAGCCGCGGCGACCCGCCCGCCAUGGCCCGCGCCCCCGGGCCCGCCACCCUGCGUGCGCCGCCCCCCUCGCCCCGGGGGCGCAGCUGAUCCCGGAAUCCGAGGCGUGGGGCCGGCGGGGCGCGGGGUCCCUUUCCACGCCGGCUUCGAGGACACGCGUCACCCCCGCAUCUCUGCCCGGGACGACCCCGCUGCCCGGCCACGUCCAUGCCAAGGGUUCCCUGCUCCACGCUGACAUGGCUGACAGCAACUUACCACCCUCAUCUGCAGCAGCCCCGGACCCUGAGCCGGGAAUCACUGAGCAGCCCGGGCCCCGGAGUCCCCCUCCAUCCCCUCCAGGCCUGGAGGAGCCAUUGGAUGGAACCAACCCUGACGUCCCGCAUCCAGACCUGGCACCUGUUGCCUUCUUCUGCCUGCGCCAGACCACGAGCCCACGGAACUGGUGCAUCAAGAUGGUAUGUAACCCAUGGUUCGAGUGUGUGAGCAUGCUGGUCAUCCUGCUGAACUGUGUGACCCUGGGCAUGUACCAGCCAUGUGACGACAUGGAGUGCCUGUCAGACCGCUGCAAGAUCCUGCAGGUCUUUGAUGACUUCAUCUUCAUCUUCUUCGCCAUGGAGAUGGUGCUUAAGAUGGUGGCCCUGGGCAUUUUUGGCAAGAAGUGCUACCUCGGGGACACAUGGAACCGCCUGGAUUUCUUCAUUGUCAUGGCAGGGAUGGUCGAGUACUCUCUGGACCUACAGAACAUCAACCUGUCAGCCAUCCGCACUGUGCGUGUCCUGAGGCCUCUCAAAGCCAUCAACCGUGUUCCCAGCAUGCGGAUCUUGGUGAACCUGCUGCUCGACACGCUGCCCAUGCUGGGAAAUGUGCUCCUGCUCUGCUUCUUCGUCUUCUUCAUCUUCGGCAUCAUCGGCGUGCAGCUCUGGGCAGGCCUGCUGCGCAACCGUUGCUUCCUGGAGGAGAACUUCACCAUACAAGGGGACGUGGCCCUGCCCCCUUAUUACCAGCCAGAGGAGGAUGAUGAGAUGCCCUUUAUCUGCUCCCUGUCGGGGGACAAUGGCAUCAUGGGCUGCCACGAGAUCCCCCCAUUGAAGGAACAGGGCCGAGAAUGCUGCCUGUCCAAAGAUGAUGUGUAUGACUUUGGGGCGGGACGCCAAGACCUCAAUGCCAGCGGCCUCUGCAUCAACUGGAACCGCUACUACAAUGUCUGCCGCACGGGUAACGCCAACCCUCACAAGGGCGCCAUCAACUUUGACAACAUUGGCUAUGCCUGGAUUGUGAUCUUCCAGGUGAUCACUCUGGAAGGCUGGGUGGAGAUCAUGUACUAUGUGAUGGACGCACAUUCUUUCUACAACUUCAUCUACUUCAUCCUGCUCAUCAUAGUGGGCUCCUUCUUCAUGAUCAACCUGUGCCUCGUUGUCAUAGCGACCCAGUUCUCCGAGACCAAGCAACGGGAGCACCGGCUGAUGCUAGAACAACGACAGCGCUACCUGUCCUCCAGCACGGUGGCCAGUUACGCUGAGCCCGGCGACUGCUAUGAGGAGAUCUUCCAAUAUGUCUGUCACAUCCUUCGCAAGGCCAAGCGCCGUGCGCUGGGCCUCUACCAGGCCCUGCAGAACCGGCGCCAGGCCACGGGUCCAGGGACACCAGCCCCUGCCAAGCCUGGGCCUCACGCCAAGGAGCCCAGCCACUGCAAGCUGUGCCCACGACACAGUCCUCUGGACCCCACUCCCCACACCCUGGUACAGCCCAUCUCCGCUAUUCUGGCCUCUGACCCCAGCAGCUGCCCUCACUGCCAGCAUGAGGCAGGCAGGCGUCCCUCCGGCCUGGGCAGCACCGACUCAGGCCAGGAAGGUUCAGGUUCUGGCGGCUCUGCAGAGGCUGAAGCCAAUGGAGAUGGGCCCCAGAGCAGUGAAGAUGGGGUCUCCUCGGGCUUGGGGAAGGAGGAGGAACAGGAGGACGGGGCAGCCCGACUGUGUGGGGAUGUGUGGCGAGAGACACGAGCCAAGCUGCGGGGCAUCGUGGACAGCAAGUACUUCAACAGAGGCAUCAUGAUGGCCAUUCUGGUCAACACUGUCAGCAUGGGCAUCGAGCACCAUGAACAGCCCGAGGAACUGACCAACAUCCUGGAGAUCUGCAAUGUGGUGUUCACCAGCAUGUUUGCCCUGGAGAUGAUCCUGAAGCUGGCCGCCUUCGGGCUCUUUGACUACCUGCGAAACCCUUACAACAUCUUCGACAGCAUCAUUGUCAUCAUCAGCAUCUGGGAAAUCGUGGGGCAGGCUGACGGCGGCCUGUCCGUGCUGCGCACCUUCCGGCUGCUGCGGGUGCUGAAGCUGGUGCGCUUCAUGCCGGCGCUGCGGCGUCAGCUCGUGGUGCUCAUGAAGACCAUGGACAACGUGGCCACCUUCUGCAUGCUGCUCAUGCUCUUCAUCUUCAUCUUCAGCAUCCUUGGGAUGCAUAUCUUUGGCUGCAAAUUCAGCCUCCGGACGGACACUGGAGACACAGUCCCUGACAGGAAGAACUUCGACUCCUUACUGUGGGCCAUCGUCACAGUGUUCCAGAUCCUCACUCAGGAGGACUGGAACGUUGUCCUGUACAAUGGCAUGGCCUCCACCACCCCCUGGGCCUCCCUCUAUUUUGUUGCCCUCAUGACCUUUGGCAACUACGUUCUCUUCAAUCUCCUGGUGGCUAUCCUGGUAGAGGGCUUCCAGGCUGAGGGUGAUGCUAACCGCUCCUACUCUGACGAGGACCAGAGCUCAUCCAACUUGGAGGAGUUUGACAAGCUCCCAGAGGGCCUGGACAACAAUAGAGAUCUCAAGCUCUGCCCGAUACCCAUGACACCCAAUGGACACUUGGACCCUAGCCUCCCUCUGGGUGGGCACCUGGGUCCUACCGGUGCCAUGGGUACUGCCCCCCGCCUCUCACUGCAGCCAGACCCGGUCCUGGUGGCCCUAGACUCCCGGAAAAGCAGUGUCAUGUCACUGGGCAGGAUGAGCUAUGAUCAGCGAUCCUUGUCCAGCUCCCGAAGCUCCUACUACGGGCCCUGGGGUCGCAGCGGGACCUGGGCCAGCCGCCGCUCCAGCUGGAAUAGCCUGAAACACAAGCCACCCUCAGCUGAGCAUGAGUCCCUGCUCUCCGGGGAGCGGGGUGGUAGCUGCGUCAGGGCCUGUGAAGGUGCCCGGGAGGAGGUGCCACCUCGAGCAGCACCUCUGCAUGCCCCGCACACCCACCACACGCACCAUGGACCCCACCUGGCUCACCGUCACCGCCACCACCGCCGGACUCUGUCCCUCGAUACCAGGGACUCUGUUGACCUGGCAGAGCUGGUGCCUGUGGUGGGUGCCCACUCAUGGGCUGCUUGGAGGGCCGCAGGCCAGGCCCCUGGGCACGAGGACUGCAAUGGCAGAAUGCCCAACAUAGCCAAGGAUGUCUUCACCAAGAUGGACGACCGCCGCGACCGUGGGGAGGAUGAGGAGGAAAUCGACUACACCCUGUGUUUCCGCGUCCGCAAGAUGAUUGAUGUGUACAAGCCCGACUGGUGCGAAGUCCGUGAGGACUGGUCGGUCUACCUCUUCUCCCCUGAGAACAAGUUCCGGAUCCUGUGUCAGACCAUUAUUGCUCACAAGCUUUUUGACUAUGUGGUCUUGGCCUUCAUCUUCCUCAACUGUAUCACCAUCGCUCUGGAGAGGCCCCAGAUCGAAGCUGGUAGCACUGAGCGCAUCUUCCUCACGGUGUCUAACUACAUCUUCACAGCCAUCUUCGUGGGCGAGAUGACACUGAAGGUGGUUUCUCUGGGCCUGUACUUCGGUGAGCAGGCAUACUUGCGCAGCAGCUGGAACGUCCUGGAUGGUUUCCUGGUCUUCGUGUCCAUCAUCGAUAUCGUGGUAUCCGUGGCCUCUGCAGGGGGAGCCAAGAUUCUGGGGGUCCUCCGGGUCCUGCGGCUCCUGCGUACCUUACGUCCUUUGAGGGUCAUCAGCCGGGCCCCUGGGCUGAAGCUGGUAGUGGAGACGCUCAUCUCCUCCCUCAAGCCCAUCGGCAACAUAGUCCUCAUCUGCUGCGCCUUCUUCAUCAUCUUCGGCAUCCUGGGGGUGCAGCUUUUCAAAGGCAAGUUCUAUCACUGCCUGGGAGUGGACACCCGAAAUAUCACCAACCGGUCUGACUGUGUGGCCGCCAAUUACCGCUGGGUGCAUCACAAAUACAACUUUGAUAACCUGGGCCAGGCUUUGAUGUCCCUCUUUGUCUUGGCCUCCAAGGAUGGCUGGGUGAACAUCAUGUAUAAUGGAUUGGAUGCUGUUGCUGUGGAUCAGCAGCCGGUGACGAACCACAACCCCUGGAUGCUGCUGUACUUCAUCUCCUUCCUGCUCAUUGUUAGCUUCUUCGUGCUCAACAUGUUUGUGGGCGUGGUCGUGGAGAACUUCCACAAGUGCCGGCAGCACCAGGAGGCUGAGGAGGCACGGCGGCGUGAGGAGAAACGUCUAAGGCGCCUGGAAAAGAAGCGCCGUAAGGCUCAGAGGCUGCCCUACUAUGCUACCUACUGUCCCACAAGGCUGCUCAUCCACUCCAUGUGCACCAGCCACUACCUGGACAUCUUCAUCACCUUCAUCAUCUGCCUCAACGUGGUUACCAUGUCCCUGGAGCAUUACAACCAGCCUACAUCCCUAGAGACAGCCCUCAAGUACUGCAACUACAUGUUCACCACUGUCUUUGUGCUGGAGGCUGUGCUGAAGCUGGUAGCAUUUGGCCUGAGGCGUUUCUUCAAGGACCGAUGGAAUCAGCUGGACCUGGCCAUUGUGCUGCUGUCUGUCAUGGGCAUCACACUGGAGGAGAUCGAGAUCAAUGCGGCCCUCCCCAUCAACCCCACCAUCAUCCGUAUCAUGCGCGUUCUACGUAUUGCCCGGGUGUUGAAGCUGUUGAAGAUGGCCACAGGAAUGCGGGCCCUGCUGGACACGGUGGUACAGGCUCUGCCCCAGGUGGGCAACCUGGGCCUCCUCUUCAUGCUGCUCUUCUUCAUCUACGCUGCUCUGGGAGUGGAGCUCUUCGGAAAGCUGGUCUGCAAUGACGAGAACCCGUGUGAGGGCAUGAGCCGGCACGCUACCUUCGAGAACUUCGGCAUGGCCUUCCUCACACUCUUCCAGGUCUCCACAGGCGAUAACUGGAAUGGGAUUAUGAAGGACACUCUGCGAGACUGCACCCACGAUGAGCGUAGCUGCCUGAGCAGCCUGCAGUUUGUGUCACCUCUAUACUUUGUGAGCUUCGUGCUCACGGCUCAGUUCGUGCUCAUCAACGUGGUGGUGGCCGUGCUCAUGAAACAUCUGGAUGACAGCAACAAGGAGGCCCAGGAGGAUGCAGAGAUGGAUGCUGAGAUCGAGCUGGAGAUGGCCCAUGGCCUGGGCCCCAGCCCUUGCCCCUGCCCUUGCCCCUGCCCCUGUCCUGGCCCCAGGAUGCCCACUAGUUCACCGGGGGCUCCCGGCCGAGGAUCAGGAGGGGCAGGUGUUGAAGGCGACGCUGAGAGCCACCUGUGCCGGCACUGCUAUUCUCCAGCCCAGGAGACCCUGUGGCUGGACAGCGUCUCUUUAAUCAUCAAGGACUCCUUGGAGGGGGAGCUGACCAUCAUUGACAACCUGUCUGGCUCCAUCUUCCACCACUACUCCUCACCUGCUGGCUGUGGCAAGUGUCACCAUGACAAGCAAGAGGGACCUGUUGCUCAGCGCUCCAGGCCCAGGCUGCCCCAUCCCAGCCCCAGGGUGACCCGAGGCCACCACCUCCCCCUGCAGGUGCAGCUGGCCGAGACAGAGGCCUUCUCCCUGAACUCAGACAGGUCCUCGUCCAUCCUGCUGGGGGAUGACUUGAGUCUUGAGGACCCCACGGCCUGCCCGCAGGGCCCCAGGGAGAGCAAGGGUGAGCUAGAGCCUCCGGAGCCCAUGCAGGCUGGAGACCUGGAUGAAUGCUUUUUCCCCUUUGCCAGUGAGCCAAUGUCUGCAGGCCCAGAGAGCCUGCUGUGCGAGAUGGGGGCCAUCCCGUUCAACCCUGUCCAGUCCUGGCUCAAACACGAGAGCGGCCAAGCACCUCCGAGCCCUUUCUCCCCGGAUGGCUCCAGCCCUCUACUGCAGAUGCCUGCUGAGUUCUUCCACCCUGCUGUGUCUGCCAGCCAGAAGGGGCAGGAACCGGGCAUGAGUGCGGGGACCCUGCCCAAGAUCGCACUUCAGGGGUCCUGGGCAUCCCUGAGGUCACCAAGUGUCAACUGCACCCUCUUGCGCCAGGCUACUGUAAGUGACACAUCAUUGGAUGCCAGCCCUAGCAGCUCAGCGGGCAGCCUGCAAACCACAUUGGAGGACAGUCUGACCCUGAGUGACAGUCCCCGGCGUGCCCUGGGGCCACCGGUCCAGGUACCUGGGCCACGGGCUAGCCUGUCACCGGCGACCCGGCGCCGCCUCAGCCUGCGUGGGCGUGGCCUGUUUAGCCUGCGUGGUCUGCGGGCCCAUCAGCGCAGCCACAGCAGCGGUGGCUCCACCAGCCCUGGCUGCACUCAUCACGACUCCAUGGACCCCUCUGAUGAGGAGGGCCGCGGGGGCGCAGGCGGCGGGGGCGCGGGCAGUGAGCACUCCGAGACCCUCAGCAGCCUGUCACUCACAUCUCUCUUCUGCCUACCACCCACGCUGCCACCACCCGGCCUCACCCCAGCCAGGAAGUUCAGCAGUACCAGCAGCCUGGCCGCUGGACCUGGCCGUCCUGGCUCCACUGUCUUGGCCCGCGGCCUGGCCAGGAGCCCCUCAUGGGCUGCAGACCGCAGCAAGGACCCACCAGGCCAGGCACAGCUGGCCUCAGGCUUGGGCUCAGCACCCGAGCCACAGCCACCUCCCGGGGAGUCAACGGAUGCAGCGAGCAAAAGGAAGAGAUGAGGGGCCGCAGGGGCUGCGGGGGACAUGCUACCCGCAAUCCUCCCGCCUGCCCCAUCUUGCCUUCUUUUAACCUCAGGAGCCAGGGAGCAGACAGCAAUACUUUGCCCACACCUGGGAGUGGCAUAGGGGCCAGCCAGCGCCGGGCCACUGGGCAGGCGACUGAGAGGAUCUGGGUUAGCCGAGGCUCAGAUGUGGCCCCAUCCGAGGCCCUUCCAGUGCAUAUGCAGAUAUAUACAUAUAUAUAUAGAGACAGACAUAUAUUUAUUUAUUUUUUUUACUGAGAGCUUAUGAAUUCCAGAACGUGCUAAAGUGGAGGGUGCAGGCCAGGGCCCAGACAGGGGUCUCGUCUGUUGGUUACAGCACAGAUAUUCCUGCUAGGGCGUCUGUGGCUGUAGUUUUAGGGGUCUCCCUGAGUUGAGAGCAGCUUGGGAGGGCGUUCGGGGCCCAGGAGACAGAAGAGAAGCAAUUCAGGGUGCACCUUUUUUUCCCUUUUAAAGAGCCCCUACUAAGUUCCCCACCCCUACCCACACGUCAGGGUGUCAGUCUUGUCCCUCUGACUAUCGUGUUGUUGUGAAGUCUUUUGUAGACACUCUUGACACAAACUUUCUUAGCCGGCUAGAUGUUCUCUUUAGAAAAACCAGGGGGGAUUUUAGUCAUAUUUCUUAGAGCAGGGUUGGGGGACAGGGUAGUUCUGAGGCUGGACAAGGGGCUCAGGGUGCAGUUUAGAUUUCUCUGAGCAUGAUGAGGGGACAGUUACCCCCCCAAAGGCAGCAAACAGGAAUAAUUGAUGCAAGAGACGGGGCAGGUGAAAGGGGCCAGUGGUACUUGGUCCACGUGGAUGCCUGCUUCCCCCGGCUGUCAGGUGCACAGGAACCUUCUGUCCUGAUCCACUAUGAAGGCCUAGUACUUCAGCAUUCCUGGGAUUAUGGCCACCCACCCUGAGCAAUCCCACCCUUGCUGCAGGGGUGUUUGGAGUAACAAGGUAACAAAUCCUAAGUGGGCUCUGAACAUCUGCCCAAACCCUGGCUCCAGCCCCCUCCCCAACCCCCCAACACUCUUAGCCUCCUGCCCAGUUACCCAGACAGUCACAUCCUCGGACUCAUGCUUACCCCUGAGUAUGUCUUGCUGUCUCAAGCUACAGGCUGGGUCUCUCUAUGGUCCUGCUCCCUGAAUGAGUUCAGGACGGGUGGUUUUAUUUGAGCUGUAAAGUGGAUGGGUUUAAAAUCAGCUGGAAGAGUGUGACCUGCUGUUCAGGGCAGUAUCAUGGGGUGCUCGCCCACACUACCAAGGGUCACCUUGGGCCCUGCUAAGAGCAUAAGCGUUCUGUCUCUGCUUCCAAAUCCUGAGUUCUCAGAAGUAGGCUUCUAGCCAGGCCAGUGAGCAGCAGCAGCAGCAUUGGUGUUUGUAGGCUCCUCCGGGGUGCUCCCGUCUAGCGCAGGGAAUCCCGGGGUCAGGGUAUUGUGAGAAAGUGAGGGAUGAAGUAUUGAGGAGUGCUGCCUGUAAAGCCCUUCUUACAGGUGAGGAGCGGGAAAGCGGUUGUUAGACCCACUUUACACAUGGGUAAAUUGGGGCUCUUGGUAACAGAAGCAGCCAUUUGG